Messenger RNA from Chaetomium globosum CBS 148.51, 2622 nucleotides. RefSeq lists its product as uncharacterized. The record is from RefSeq and is a predicted model, not a curated record. Gene Ontology annotation, cellular component: cytoplasm. The coding region runs from base 1 to 2622 and encodes 873 amino acids. Gene Ontology annotation, biological process: positive regulation of TORC1 signaling. NCBI's taxonomy places the organism in Eukaryota, Fungi, Ascomycota, Sordariomycetes, Sordariales, Chaetomiaceae. The transcript has 5 exons.
AUGACCUCCCGCCUCUUACCACACCAAGGACAGGGUCCAGUCGCCCAGUUUCAAACCAAAUGCUGCAACAACCUGGCCAUCGACUAUGCUGACCAAAACUACUUUGCAUCUUCUGCCCUCGACAUCCCCGGUGUCAUGAUCUGGGAUCGCCGAGCCACUAGUCGACACAACGCCAACCAGUCCUACACGAAUGCCCUUGAACAGGACGGCCUUCCGUGGGGCGGGGCUUUGUGGCUUGACCGCGCGGUGCAGAACGAAAUAAAUCCUUCCGAUAGUGGGGACUCCUUCAUCCGUGCCCUCCGCUUUUGCCGUGACCAAGCGGGCUUGCUUGGUGUGCUCUCUCGGACUGGCCAGCUGAGGGUCUUGUCGACGCGACAGGAGUACUUCGAAGAGGAUGUCAAGGUAGACGGCAGUCCCGAGCUUCUCGAGGUCAGACGGUCAUACGAGCUGGACCCUCUCUACGCCGAAGCCAACCGCAAAAAUGACAAGAUCAUCUCGUUCGACUGGAUCACCCUGAGCUCGCCCGUUCUUCAGCCCCGGGCCUUGGUGCUUAGGGCGAAUGGCGCACUUGAUGUGCUGCAAAAGCCCUCCUUUACUUCAGAGCACCCCUUCCAGCUAAUACCAUGGCAGCCACCACAUCGGGGACAAGCCGAUGGGACCGAUUACCAGGAGCUGAUGAACUUCGAGUCGCCGCACGCACUUGACAUCUUUGGCCCCUUCUUGACUGAACAGGCCCUCUCCGACAUACCGUUGUUUGGGCCCCAAAAGGCGAACGUCAAGUCUCUCGUAGAACAGAGUCUGACAAACGUACCGCCCGAUGGACGUCUCGUUACGGAGGAAUCUAAGAGCAGCCCCUCAUUAUUGUUUGAGGAUGCAUCUCCAAUCGCCGACAAGCUCAAGGCUCUGAGGUUGGCUUCGAAGCAAGGGAAAGAACAGCCGGAUGAAGCGCUCCUAUCUCAGUUGGAGCAGCACGAGAAACUCCUCACUGAAACUAGGGAUAUGUCGGGUCUCUCGAGCAAAGAACGGUUUGCUCUUGAUCAUACGAUGCUUCUCCGCGCCCAAGAGGGCUACCGUUUUGACUUCGUCAAGAAUCAGAAGAUUGUUGCCGAUGACCCUUGGUUGAUGGAUGUUUGGGCCUGGGCUGCUGGCGCCGAAGCGGCGGCCGCUGACGGCGGGAUGAUAUCGCAUCCUCUAGACCUUGGUUAUAUGGGCGUCCACAGCGUCUGGACCAAUGAUCUGGUAGAGACCAAACGUUUGCAUCACAGAGAGAUGUGUCUCGAGAUAUGCGGCCUCGGCCGCCCCUACGAUGAAGAAUUCAAGCAAGCAAUGUCCAUGUCGGGUCCCGGAAGAGAGUCGACGUGGUACACUAUGGUCGCCGCCCAUGCCGUCUUCAGAGGAGAGGUAAAGCGGGCUGUACAGGUGUUGAAGAAGGCCAGCUCCGAGAACCCGGAGCUGCUGUUCGUCUCCCUAGCACUCCAACUGAUCGACAAGAACGGCGACGACGUCAAAACAGCACUGGACUUCGACGAAAGCGUGGCUUGUAAGACGGACCCUUACCUGCGCGCCAUAUCGGCCAUCAUUGCAACCGGAAACUGGGCCGAGAUCGCCGAUCAGAAAUCCCUACCUCUACGCGACCGUUGCUUCGUUGCCGUCCGCUACUUCAGCGACGACGCCCUCACCGCCUGGCUCGAUCAAGAAGUGGCCGCUGCGAUCGACACCGGCGACAUCAAGGGCAUCAUUCUCACCGGCCUGACGGACCCGCUCGUUGACAUCCUCGCGCGCUACGUGCACAAGUUCAACGACACGCAAACGGCCGCCCUCCUCCUCUCCACCUGCGCGCCGCGCUUCAUCGACGACAUCCGCGCCACGGCCAUGCGCAACGCCUACCGCCACUACCUCCAGCGCCACCGCGCCUUCUUCUUCCGCGCCAAGUUCGACGUCGAGUCCACCCUCCGCAGCAAGCACCACGGCCGCCCCACCGUGCCCCCGCCCUCCCGCCAGAUCGGCCUGCGCUGCGUCUACUGCGACGCCGAGUUCAAAGCCGAAGCCCUUUCCCCGCCCCACACCGCCACCGCCACCACCACCACCACCACCUCCUCCACUGCCAUUCCACCCCCCCUCCGAACCGGCAGCAGCGGAAUGGGCAUGGGCGGCUUCAAGCCCACCCCCACCGGCACCGGCAAUGGCGGCACUACCACCACCGGCACCACCACCGCCGUCCCCACCCCGACCUCCACCCCGGCCCCGACCCCGCGCACCGAAGCCCGCGCCCACCAGCAGCAGGCCAACCCCUACACCGAGAAGAUGGUCGCCAGCGGCAUCAGCUGCCCCAGCUGCAAGCAGCACCUGCCGCGGUGUGUGGUGUGUCUGGAGGUGGUGGGCAUGUCGCGCAGUGCUGUUGGUGCGGGUGGGAGCGGUGGGAGUGGGAGUGGGAGUGGGAGUGGGAGUGAUGCUGAGGCGCGGCGUCGCACUGCGCGGUUUCCGACGUUCUGUGUGGCCUGUGGCCAUGUGCUGCAUCUGGAUCAUGCGCGGGAGUGGUUUGCGCGGCAUCGCGAGUGUCCCGUGCCCGAAUGUAGGUGUCUGUGUAAUUCGAGGAUUAAUGAGGAGUUGGAGUAUGCUUAG